Messenger RNA from Daphnia carinata, 866 nucleotides. RefSeq names its product transcription factor ATOH7-like. Gene Ontology annotation, molecular function: RNA polymerase II cis-regulatory region sequence-specific DNA binding; DNA-binding transcription factor activity, RNA polymerase II-specific; protein dimerization activity. Gene Ontology annotation, biological process: regulation of transcription by RNA polymerase II. The record is from RefSeq and is a predicted model, not a curated record. The transcript has 2 exons. NCBI's taxonomy places the organism in Eukaryota, Metazoa, Arthropoda, Branchiopoda, Diplostraca, Daphniidae. Bases 1 to 768 code for a protein of 255 amino acids.
AUGCAACGAGAUAAUCGAAGCCGGAGCAAUAGCAGCAUCCGAAGUAUGGCGUCAAACUCGAGCGAUGUCGACACGUCAGAGUUCGAAGACAAUUCAGAAUUUUCACCCGAUACUGACGAUAACGACAACGUGUCACGUCACGAGGAUGAUGUUCAAGUAAAGAAAACAGUUAAAGUGAAGAAAGAGCCAACAUCAUCCUCAAGCCGUUCUAGUCACGAGGAGUCUGAGAGUAUCAAAGCGGAGAGUCCCUCAACCAUAUCUAGUGCUACCAUUCUGCAGUUCCGCAAACGAUUAAACCCAACUAAGGCUCGAGGACAGCCAUCUCACUCAACUUCGCCCCUGGGAGGGCGUGUAACACAAAAGACAACGUCGGAAGAGUCCGGUCGUCCGCUAAUCAUCUUUCCACGCAAGACUUUCAGUAACAGUCGCGAACGCUGGCGCCAACAAAACGUUAGCGGUGCAUUCUCUGAGUUGCGUAAACUCGUUCCCACCUACCCACCUGAAAAGAAGUUAAGCAAGAACGAGAUUCUUCGACUUGCGAUCAAGUAUAUAAGACUCUUGAGUAACGUGCUGGAUUGGCAGAAACAACAAGAAAAUCCGCUUCAAACUGUCAAGCAGCAACAGCCUGGUGUAGUUAUUCAUCGACGGUUGGCUACUCGUCAACAUCAACUACCCAGCACUGAGGCCAAAAAUAACCCAGAUUCUUUCAUCAUUGAUCCGCGCGAUCUGACCGUUCUGGUUAACCGUCACAAGUCCCCAAACAUGUAAGAUUGUCGAUUAACUGCCAAUGCUCGUUACUUAUCUCCCUACCCUCUCAAUUAUUUGUUACCUGUUGUCUCAGUCUAUGUAUACACGCGAUAAAAGGA